Molecule: messenger RNA, 5503 nt
Organism: Notolabrus celidotus (New Zealand spotty)
Lineage: Eukaryota; Metazoa; Chordata; Actinopteri; Labriformes; Labridae
Gene: sh3bp5lb
Product: SH3-binding domain protein 5-like, b
Exons: 6
Coding region: 515-1957 (480 amino acids)
Biological process (GO): negative regulation of protein tyrosine kinase activity; intracellular signal transduction
Cellular component (GO): cytoplasm
Molecular function (GO): protein kinase inhibitor activity
Source: RefSeq, a predicted model, not a curated record
AUAAACGAAAGAAAGAAAGAAAGAAAGAAAGAACGCUUCACUCCAGUUUUACCCUAUGGUUUUACCCUUAUUUGUAUUAAAUGCCAAUGGAAAGACGGCCAAACUGGAUUAUAAGGAUAGAUCAUGUGAUUAAAGAUCAUUCAUCUCCUCCUCUCCUCUUUAAUUAUAACAUGUGUAACACUGGUCACGCGGGCUACAUUUAUUACUGGAUACAUUACAGAUAAAGAAAGGAUAUAUGAGUAUGAAUAGACUGAUAAUUCGAUAUAAAACAAAGCCGGGCAGGGCUGAGUACCACAGUCGGUGUUGGCAUCAUGAGCAGCGGGAGGAACAGGCGAGCUCCAUGCUGGCUCGAGUUAGCAUCGGCCACAUGAUGUUGUUUGUGCCUGAGCCGAACAUGCUUUCUCUGUUUAGUGGUCUGGAUUCAGUCCGUUUCACCGCAGUGUAAACGCGGACACCGGGCUCCUAAAGCCGGGGGGGUUAACGCCAAAAAACAUCGGGAAACUCCAGGCCGCACAUGGAGCCGGGGACCUCGCGUGAAAGUCCGACCGCUGCGGGGGUCCCUAACCCGGCCGGUCUGCGGGAGGAGACUCCGGGGGAGGAGGCGAAGGGUGAAGCGGGAAGCACGGGGAUGCAGAAGCGGAGAGGAGUGGAAGGAGACACCGAGGAGGAGGAGGUGAAAGCGCAGAGGGAGGGUGAUGAAGAUGCUGGGAGUCAGGUUAAAGCUGGAGAGGAGGAAGAGGAUGGUGUUAAACAUGAGGAGGAGCUGGACCCCAGAAUACAGGAGGAGCUGGAGCACCUGAACCAGGCCAGUGAUGAGAUCAACAAGCUGGAGCUUCAGCUGGAUGAUGCCCGGUCCAGCUACAGGAGGAUUUUGACUGACUCUGCCCGGAAACUGAAUGGUCAGGGCUCUCAGCUUGGCGCCUGCAUCGAAAAAGCGAGGCCGUACUACGAAGCUCGCAGACUGGCCAAAGAAGCCCAGCAGGAGACCCAGAAGGCGGCUCUGCGGUAUGAGAGAGCUGUGUCCAUGCACACUGCAGCUCGAGAGAUGGUCUAUGUAGCAGAGCAGGGUCUGUUGGCAGACAGGAACACCAUGGAUCCAACGUGGCAGGAGAUGCUCAACCAUGCUACUGCUAAGGUGAACGAGGCAGAGGAGGAGCGUCUCCGCAGUGAACGGGAGCACCAGCGUGUCACUCAGCUCUGUCAGGAUGCUGAGGCUCGAGUCCAGACUCUGCAGAAGACCCUGAAGAAGGUCAUCCUCAAAUCCAAACCCUACUUUGAGCUCAAGGCUCAGUUCAACCACAUCCUGGAGGAGCACAAGGCUAAAGUGGUUCAGCUGGAGGAACAGGUAUCAAAGGUGAAGACACGUUACUCUGUGGCUCUGAGGAACCUGGAGCAGAUCAGUGAGCAGAUCCACGCUCAGAGGGGGCGGGUCAGAGCCAGCAGGGGGCGCCCUGCCAUCUGCGGGGGGAGGAGCUCCCCUGUAGGAGCCGAGGCUGAGGUCAGAGCGACGAGUGCCGUGCAGGUCAGCAGCUGCGUGGAGGGGGUCGGUGGGAUAGAGAGUGCCUGGGCGGACGGAGAGAAGACUCGACUGUGGGUGGAGCGUCACAGGGAGAGCGGGUGGGGCCAGAGGGAGCGUCUGGAGGUGGAGCAGGCAGGGUCAGACUGCAUAUCCGUCAUCAGCCUGCAGACCAUCGCCUCCGAUCUGGAGAAGUGUGACUCAGUGGAGCACCUGGGGGAGCUGAGCGACGGAGGAGGGAGUGCGCUGGGGGAGGAGUCAGAGCGAGACAGGAAGCUCAAUGAGAGACCAGUCAGCAGGGAGGUGGUGAGAGGGGAGGGCCCUCUGAGGGACAACACGCCCCCACAGAAGGGAAAGGAGGAGGAGGAGGAAGGGGGAGGGGAUAGUAAGGAGAAGCAGGAGAGCUUCACUAAGCAACAUCACAGGAGUGUGAGUCUAUGAGAGGAGGAGGAGGUGAUGAAGAUGCUGUCCUGUGAAGGAUACAGGGCUAUGAGGAGGGUCUGCAGGUAGAUCAGGCACAUACUGAUAGGACUGAUGAGUCUGUACAUGAUGGAUAUAAACAGAGGACACACACACACACACACACACACACACACACACACACACACACACACACACACACACACCAAACUAACACACCAAACACAUACACAUACACACACACACACACACACACACACACACACACACACACACACACACACACACACUCACACACUCACACUGCAGAGUGAGGUCUGCUGCCAAAACUGUUAAAGUGCAUGAAACAGUGUCUCCUUAGAAACGGAGCAAACAUAGGUUUAUGUUUAAUUCAUGCUCGUCCCUGCAGAGUCCAUCAGUGUAUCAGCCUCACUCAGCAGCAGCUGGACCGAGCUGCAGUGACUCCUGCAGACGUCACAGAGGACAUACAGUGAACUUUACGUGCACACUCUUUCUUCUAGACGUAACAUAAUCCAUGUCCACCUGCAGGGUCAUCAUCUCAGCUGUACAUUCAUCACGUUUGUUUGAACUGGAAACAUUUCACAUGCUUUACUGGAAACAACCCUCUGUUAACAUGUUCACAUGAUGAGAUGUCAAAUGUUUAGACUGAAAUAACAUCAUGAACUCUGCAGCUUAGUGUCAAAAACAUGAUUUCACAACUGCGGUCACAAGGACAACCAGAGUUCAGCUCUCCUCCUCAGUCCCUGACUCACCUCUCCACUGAUCUGCAGAAAAUCAACAUGUUUCCUGUGUUUCUGCUCACUAACAGAUAAUCUGUCAGAAUAACCCUCUCUCGGUGGGUGUGCAGUAUCGAGGGCAGCAAAGAAUACAACAGAGAUAUUUAUUGAUCACAUACAAAGAUCUGUGAUGACACCACAGGUUAGGACAUUUAAAUAAAGAGAGUUUAUUCAGCUCUUCAUCAGGAUGGAGGGGGAAAGUUUAAAGUUACUGUCCUUUAAUUUUAUCUCUAUAAAAAAAAACUUUAUUUAAAAAUAACGAGGCCAAAAGCUACUCCCCCGUUGCCUUAUAAAGAGGGACUGUUGUCUCCAGCUGUGUAUGAUUAAAUGUAAAUAUGUAUUUAUGAUAUUAUUUAAGCCCAGUUUGAUGGAGGAGGUGAGGAGCAGCAGAGAUUACUUUAACUUUAAUGACUUUAAUGACCUUUACAUAAAAACAAAGCUUCUUAUUGAUCCAGUUUACUGGUUGGAGGAUGAAACGCAGACACUGAGGAUGUUUAGCUUUACACAGGACCGAUCUGUCACACCUCGGCCUCUGGCUUCACGGCAGUCCGUCCAAAUGUACUCCUGGUGAGACUGAAAGGUUCAGGCUGUUACUGGAGCAUCCCAGACCCUGAUGUGAUAAAUAUGAUCCCAGUUUAACAGGUGACAGGAGGUGACAGAACAGCCAACUCAUGAUUCAAUAUAACUCAUGAUGCUGGGUUCAGGAUGAUUUAUUUGAGGUGUAAGUAACUCAGCUCAUGAUCACACUUUAGAGAGGAGACUGACUCCUAAAGCUGUUAUCAGUGAUACUUUAAUUUAGACAUUUUUUUAAGUGCUUCAUGCUUAGAUUACCUAAUACUGUUUGAUAACAAAUGUGCUUUAUUUUGAAAGGGCACAAAAGUACUUCCUGCAGGUGUUAAAGUCAGAGGAGUGAAUGAAAACAGCAGAAAGAUGGAUCAACAGUUACAAAUGUCAGAUGUAUUAGCGCCCCCUUUUGAGACAUUACAAUGUUGUAACGUUGUCUGUUACGUCUCUACGUCUCUCUCUUUGGUCUAAUGGUUAAAUCACGUGCCCAUGAAGCUGUUGGCCCAGGUUUGAUUCCAGCCUGCCAUUCCCCCACUCUCUCUCCCAGUUUAUAGCUCUGUCCACUGUCCUCCCCUCUCUAAUGAAGAUGCAGAAGCCCCAAAAAUAUAACUUCAAAAAAGAGAGAGAGAUCGACCGCUAGCUUAUAAUUGAUGUCGAUCAUAUGUUAUGGAGAAAAUAAAAAUGUUAGAUGGAGGUCUAAUCUCCUUCGUUAGGCCAUCCAGGUAUCAUCUGUGUGAGGGAAACACUGGCGGAGCAUCAGCUGUAAAAUCUCCACCUGCUGCCUCCAUGUCUGCAUACCUCUAUUCAGCCAACAACAGAAAGAUGUGAUGAUGUCCAACAACAGAAGUUGAGGGCAGACAGUGCCCUCUGCUUUUUAAAAGGGAUCGCUGUUCGUAGCUCAUCUCACUGAUUUGUCUCGUCUUCUACAUGCAUGGAUUUGAACUCUCUUACAUACAGUCCCGUCCUUAUUAACAGACAAAUAUCAGCUCAUCUCUGAGGGCCGUCAGCGUCCAGGUGAGCUGCGGUUACCUGACAACAAUAUGGCAGACAGCAGCUGACAGUACAGACAUCUCCUGUCCUCAGACUGAUAUUAAAGGCUGUCCAAUGAGAGAGGAGCGCUGUCAUAGAGACAUUUUACAGCUUGAUCCAUGAUUCAGUCUGAUUACAUGAGUCCAUCAUGAUGUUUGUCUGGGUGUAGUUAUUUAAUGUGCUGAUUUAAAAACAGUUUCACAGAACAGUUACUACAAACAAUGCUAUGAGGGAUUUAUAAAUGGUGUCAUCAUGUAGUUUGUGCAGCAGAGGGCGCUCUGACUCUAUGCUUUACUGUCCUCUCAGCACUGUCUGUAGCACAAGAAGAAGAGCAGACCAGUCACAGCUGAGCAGGAGCAGGUUGGAAAUGGACCAGGAUGUUAAAUAUACUUUAAUGAUGGUAAUAAUUUAUGUGACAGUCCUUUGAGUGUGUUUGCAGUCAUGAUGGUACAAACUCCACUUUAAAGGUUCUUAAAUAGAUAUAAAUAUACUGAAUCAGCUGCUUCAUCUCAGAAAUCUUUCCUCUGAAAUGUGUCACAAACGUUCAUACUAUUUGAACCCAGACAUAUUCAACUGUUUCAUCUGAAGAGAUAACAAAAGUUAGAUUAUUUUAUGCAUUCAAGACAAAAAAACAAUUGUUUGAUAGAUGAUUAUCAGAUCAUUCAAACUUUCUAAAACAGCUGACUGACAUGAAACUGGAGGCCUGUUCGUCCUUCACAGAAAGCCAUAAACCAGUUAAUGCCUAAAUAUGAUCAAAGUGUUUGAUAAGCUGGUGAUUUAUUUAAAGUGCCUAAGAGUCCUGAUCAAGUUUGUUCAGCCAAAAAAGAUCCCAGCGUUAACGAAUCAUAGAGGAGAGUGUCAGAUAUCUACUGUAACACUGACGGAGGUGUAAAGUUAUUUAACAGAGGAUCCAGAGUUUAUAAAAUAAGUUCAUCUAGAGAGCUAACUGUAUGCUGCAGUCAUAAUGAUUGUAUUAAAGGUGGACUCUGCAGGAAGUGUCUCACUCUGAGGAUGGAUGAUGUUUUCUAAAAGUGAUGUGUGAGAUAUUUAUACAUGUGUGAGUCCAGAGUUUCAGGUGGAAGAUAAUUCCAGUGUGUAACUCCUGCUGUUAAUGAGCUGAGCUGUUUGAACUUGACUUUGUGGAUGAAUUAAAAGAGAAAUGUGUUAAAAUGUGUUA